AUUGUUAAUUCCUUUUGCGGGGUUUUAAGCAGAAGAAUUCGAACAAGCGGACAAAACACUUCCUCAUGUUAUCAUGUUGGUUGGACUGGUUAUUGACACUAGACAUUUUGUAAGCUAUCAAAGCGCGGGUAGUUUUGUUUAGCAGCAAUUUGUUAUGCCGAUCUCUACCUAUUUUCCGUAUUACGGGUCAUGUCUUUACAUGUCGUGUUCUCUUUUUUCUAAAAACCGUAUUUAAUUGCGAAUUUAUGUUUCUGAGAUGGAAUAUUUUGCGGUUAUCUAAUGCCCAUCAAUAAGAUAAGUUUUCAUUUUUGGAAAGAAGAAUAUAAAUUCGUCAGAGGAAAUCUUAAAAAUGUGCGAUCGUAUUGUUGUUUUAGUUGAUAUGGAUUGUUUUUACUGUCAAGUUGAAACUCGAUUAAAUCCAGCCUUAAAAGGAAAACCCAUGGCUGUUGUGCAAUAUAACCAAUGGCAAGGAGGGGGAAUAAUAGCUGUAAAUUACGAGGCCAGAGCUUUUGGAGUAACUCGUCACUUGAGAGGUAAAGAAGCCAGAAAGAAAUGCCCUGAUAUCGUUCUAGUUUCGGUUCCAUCUGUAAGAGGAAAGGCAGAUAUUAGCAAAUAUCGCGAUGCAGGGCGGGAAGUAGCUGCAGUAUUUUGCCAGUUUACUGAUUGUGUGGAAAGAGCAAGUGUUGAUGAGGCAUAUUUGGACAUCACCAAAGCUGUUGAAGAAAGAAUGUGUUUACUAGGAAAAGGGAAAGUUACACCAAAACAGUUACCAAAUACAUUUGUUGUUGGUUUUUCUAAUGUAGAUUCAAAUGAUGAAGAUAAUAGAGUUGAUGGUUUAUCAACAUGGUUAUCCAGCUUUGAUGAAACAGAACUUAGUGAGCCUGCUGAAGAAAGACUUGCAGUUGGUGGUGUCAUUGUUGAAGAAAUGAGAGCCGCUGUUUUUGAACAGACUGGAUUCAGAUGCUCUGCAGGCAUUGCCCAUAACAAAAUACUUGCAAAAUUAGCAUGUGGACUUCACAAGCCCAAUCGUCAAACAAUUUUACCACAGUCACAAGUACCAGUCUUGUAUCAGACUUUACCAAUCAAGAAAGUUCGAAGCUUGGGUGGAAAGUUUGGCGAUUAUGUAGCUACAGUUUUAGGAUGCACUGUUAUGAGUGAUCUUGCAAAGUUCUCUCUUUCAAAGCUUCAAGAAAAGUUUGAUGAGAAGCAGGGGACUUGGUUAUACAAUAUAGCAAGGGGUAUAGACCUAGAACAAGUCACUCCACGUCUCGUGUCGAAAUCAAUUGGAUGCUGCAAGAAUUUUCCAGGCAACCAGGCACUCUCUACAAAAACUGAUGUAAAACAGUGGCUUGAAGUACUGUCUACAGAGGUCAUGGAACGACUGGCCAAAGAUUAUGAUCAGAAUAAGCGACGUGCAAAAAUGAUUACAGUGUCAUACAGGCAGAAAAAUAAUCCCAAAUCUAUUUCAUCGCGUUGUGGACCACUGUCUUCAUAUGAUGUGAAUAACAUGGCAAAAGAAGCGUAUGAGUUACUUAAAAGCAGUAAUACAUGUCCGCCAGCUGAUGAUAAAUGGGACCCUGCUGUUACUUUCCUUGGAAUAUCUGCUGGGAAAUUCAGCAAUGAGGACAGGACACAAAAUAAGACAAUAAAUUCGUUUUUUAAAUCAAGUGAGAAAAAGCAACACACAGAAGCCGAGGGACAGAAUACAUCUAAAGCUAAUACUGAAAUUAAUAAUAUAAUGAAAGGUAGAACAGAACCACUCACCUCUGUCAGUUACUCAGAUGACACUGAAAGACUGCAUGGCCAUCAUCGAGAUGGAGAGUCCUUUUUUAUGGCUUAUUUUAAAAGGAAACAUGAAAGCAAAUUGAGUAAGGCACAUGGAAGCUUGCAUGUUGUGGACACCAAAUCAGAAAGAUGCAUUGAGUCUCUGACAGAAUUAUUGCCAGGUGAUGAUCAGCUGAAUAGGAAACAGUCAUUAGUGACCACUGAAGAGAGUAGUAAAACUGAAUCUUCUAAUAAAUGUUGCAAGUCAUCAAACAGUAAUCAUGCUGAGAAUAGUGAACAAUGGAUUAGUCCUCAUGAAAUAUUCCCAAGUCUAGAUGAAGCAGAUGAAGAGACAAUAGCACUUUUACCAUCACCAAUGCAAAGAAAAAUAAGACACUCAAUAGGAACAAAUUGUAAAACUUCUAAUAGUGAUGUGGUAUGUGUUGCAGAUACUUCUAGUUCAAAUCACUGUAAAGAUAAGGCUGUAACUUCAAAAAUGCCUGGAAAAACCAACACAGAUGUACAUGACAAGCAAUUUACUGAGGAUUAUGCAACGCCGGUUAAAAAACAAUGUUCUUCAGAUACAGAAAGUAUGAGACAAAACCAGGAGACUGGAAGCAAUUUUCUAGCCACUGAAGUUGGUGUAUCAGGCUUUUCUUCUCAGACUAAUAAUGUAAAACAUCAUAAUGUAGUGUCCAGUAAUGUAGCAAGUGAUGUAUGCCCCCACUGCAAAAGCAUAGUGCUUUUAAGUGAGUAUCCUGAACAUUUAGACUUUCAUUUAGCAGAGAAACUCCAUGAAGAACUGAACAGUGCAACCAGUGUAGCUAGUACAAGUAUGCCAAAUCAAGUACCUAAAACCAAAAUAAAUCUAAAUAAAAGAAAGAAGGGUGGAAAUGUUAGAAACAGUCAGGAUAACAAAACAGUCACCAAAAAGGUUAAGAGUAUAACAAGCUUCUUCACACCCCUAAAGUAAACAAAAGAUUAAUUAACCACAGUGUAAAUACCUCAUACCUAUGAUUUUUUUUAUGUUACAUCCUUCUUGCUUUUAGUUUUAUAUUACAAAAUUCUAACACAUUAUGUGUGACUUCUUUUUUUACAAAUUCUGAACAUUUUAUUAAUGUGUGUGUGUGUGUGUGUGUGUGUGUGUGUGUGUGUGUGUGUGUGCAUGCGCAUGCAGCAGCGUGUAUCUUAUGCAGGUGACAUAUUGCAAUAUUAUUGUGUAUUUUUAUUAUAUUGGGUCACAUAUUUUAUUUACAUAAUGUAUGUUCCAUUUACUGAUGUAAAACUGAUGAUACUUUUUAGUCAAAUUUUUGUGAAUUGUAAUGUGUGUAUGAUCCUUGCAAGAGUGUUAGUGCUCCGUUGGCUCUCCACAGUGGCAAUAAAAUAUAAACAACAAUUAAUGUACGAGAGAUUUAUAGAUAUAUCAUGUUUUGUUUUAUUUGCAUUAAUUUUGAGGGUAUUUAUUAAAGUAGAUUUUGGAGUGAUAAUGUAAGAGAAAAUGGGUGUUCUCAACAUUAAUGACAAAAAUCUUGCUGAAUCCAGGAGAAGUACACAUAAAAGAAUAUUGGCUCUCAGAUAUUCAUAAUGUGUGUCUCUCCCUGAGUAUUACAGGGAAGUGAUUAUUUUAAAGAAGUAAAUACAUGGAGAGACUGUAGUGCUGCUACUGCAUUAUAUUCCUACUGCAGUGCUUAAUCUAAAAGAUAGCUAGCCACUACACUUACGUAAUUAUUUAUGUUACUUGUCAUAAUUUUCUUUUAUGGCCAUGCCUAGUCUUACUUCAUUAUUUAUUUAAAGGCUUUGCUGUUUUACUUUCAAUGUUUUAUAAAAUUUUAAUAAUUUUGUAACGUGUGAAGAGUGUAUUUGUGUAAAUAUAUGAGUGUAUACACGGUGAUAAUUUUGCCAGAUAAAAUCUGUGAUUAAACUGAAACAAGAAUUGUUUCACAUGUUCAGUCAAUAACUGUUAUUUUUAUUACUGUAUGUUUACAAAACACUGCUUUUGAGAAACAAGUGUGUGAUCGAGAACUGUGCUUGUCUGUCUGUGAUAGAUAAAUAUUUAUCUUUUAUAUUCCUAAUAUUAAUUAAAGUGAAUUGCACAUUUUGUGUGUUUUACUUAGUCUUCCAUAUUUUAUCCAUUCAUAAGAUACACAAUAAUUUUCUUUUUUUCCACUUUUAUUUUUCUCACUUAAUGUAGAUGCCUGUGUCACAUUUUGUGCCAGUGUGCUGACAAAUGGUCGGUCACCUUCUAGUGAUUAGCAGUACUUUAAACGAAUUCAGUACAAAGUGCUUUUAUUCUACAUUUAAAUUUUUGAUUUUUUGUUCUGGAAGAAUAUUUGAAUUGUGGGUCCAUUUGUCAUUACAAAAACUUAUGAUAAUGAGGGAGGUGAUACUGAUGAUGAAGAUGAUCAUUUACAAAGCACUGUAUAUAGUAUAGUCUUUCUAGAGUUGCAGUCUUAAGAUACAACUAGUUAAACUAUUAGACUCAUUUGAGCAGCUGCUAGAGGGCUCAUGCGCUAAGCUGAAGUUGGAUUUGAGCAGUGCCUUCUCCCAAUUCUGGCUACUUGGAGUGUAACUUUUAGCUAUUUGAUGAGUAAGUAGCAAGGAAUCAGAAACUGCCUGGAGAAAUUCUUCUAGUGCUCACAAGCUACAAGAUUCGUGCAUGUGCACAGCUGUUUUAAGUUGUAGUGGGGAUAAUCUCCAAAUGACUUGUGUUUACUGUUUCAUUUUCAAAGCUGCUGCAGUAGGUGUGUUGGCAGAAUUUUUGUUUUUACACUUCAUAUC
Messenger RNA from Schistocerca cancellata (South American locust), 4542 nucleotides. RefSeq names its product DNA polymerase eta (gene DNApol-eta). Gene Ontology annotation, cellular component: nucleus; replication fork; site of double-strand break. The coding region runs from base 350 to 2737 and encodes 795 amino acids. The transcript has 9 exons. The record is from RefSeq and is a predicted model, not a curated record. NCBI's taxonomy places the organism in Eukaryota, Metazoa, Arthropoda, Insecta, Orthoptera, Acrididae. Gene Ontology annotation, biological process: error-prone translesion synthesis; response to radiation. Gene Ontology annotation, molecular function: DNA-directed DNA polymerase activity; damaged DNA binding.